UGGAAACCUAAAAACAUAAUGGUUGAUUUUUCAUUAGCUGAAAUUGGAGCAAUCAAACAGUGUAUUCCAAGUAAGACGAAACAAAGCAAUAGCCUUUUUUGAAGAAAAUGUUUUUGAAGAAAAUGUUUUUGCGAUUUUCAUCGAGAGAAGGCGUGGAACGAAUGGAUUAAGCGCAGUAAUGGAACGUAUCUUUACAAACAUGAGCUAUUACAACUGCUGCGAAAUAUUGCAAAUAGCACAAGUCAAAUCGCAUUACAGAAAACAUUGAAUCAUUGAAAAACAGCCAUCUGUGGAAAGAAUCGCUGCAACUGCAGAAAUACUUUGAUGAAUUUUUGGGAUUACACUUGCAAGUAUUAAUCUCUUCUAUUUUAUGCGUUUUAAUAUCAGUACGCUAAACUGCUCAAAACUGAUACUACCUAUCCAACCUAUGUGUGUUUAUAUAAAUAUAUACAUUACUUUUCAAGAAAUGGGUCCAUUUUUACAGGGAUGAAUCGUUGCGCGUUGCCAUUUAUACAAACAACGGAGUGGAAAGAUAUAAGGAACAGAAUAUCAAAUCAUCCGAUUCGUACAAGUCCUACAGCAAACAAAUCCCAAAGUUCCUGCACAAUAGACCAAAGUAUGUUGUUUCUCAUAUUAUUCAACGGAUGGAAUCUGAAAUUCCAAGUAAAAACAUCAAGAUGGAAACGAGAAAACAUUUCACUGUCACAAGCUCAUCAUCCACAUAUAAAGUUUUCUGGGAUCAAACAACCAAAUGCCUUCCUGCCAAUGUCUUGAUUACAGGAGUCGGAAGAUGCCUUGUAAACACAUCUGUGCUGUUUUUCAACAACCAAAUGUUGGGAAGUUUUCCAAUCAUCCCCUAUUUACUUUAGAUCCCCAUAUAAUUCAACCAAAAGCCAAUAUAAGCCAAACUCGGACUGAUAUCAAACACAAGUCACUGCCAGGAAACUUUGCGCAAUGUCCUAAUUAUGAAAAAGCUCAUUCUUCUGACUGUUUUCUUACCACAACAGAUUAUUACUCCAACUCAAUCCAAAAUGUUAGAAAUAAGUGUGUUCAAAAAGUCAAACAAAUUCAGGAUGAGCUUUACAUUUUGGAUGAUGAGAAAGUUUUGGACAAAACCCAGGAGAUGUUACAAGAGGUAAUACAAUACACAAGAAAAAAUCAUCUUGAGGAAAAUGGAAUUUCAUUGAGAAACAAGUCUUUAUCUCCAAAAAAGAAACAAAUUUCAAAGUGUAGGUCACAAUCUGCUUUGCCAAAACAAAAAUGCAAGAGGUGUCCAAGUAAACAAGUGGGAAGAGCAGAAAGUGAAAAGAUUGAAGUAUUUGAAGAGAAGCUUGAAAAAGAAGAGAAGCAUGAGAAAUGCAAAUUACAAGUAAUAGAAGAGCAACUAGCAAAAAAGAUGAAAAUGAAGAACAAUGAGAAAAUUGAAAAUUCUGAGGAGUGUUGGGUAGAUAUUCAAGGAAUAACGUUGUCAUAUGCUCAGAAAGACGUGCUUCUAAAUCUAAAUGGAUGGAUUUCAGAUGACCAUAUUGAUGCAGCACAGAAAUUAAUAGGUGAUCUUGGUACCGGAGAGGGAGGUCUAAACACAGUCGUAGCAGUCACAUACAUUAGCAAACUCAUAAAUAUUCCGGAAAAUAUCACCCAAGCAAUUCAAUGUCACAAUAUUGGUCACCACUGGGUGGUUUCUACAUCCAUAACUGGUGAAAUAGUAGUCUUUGAAUCUAUGAGUACCAACCUGAAUUCAUCAUUAAAAAGGCAACUCCAGAAUGUUUACAAAAACCUUCAAGAACAGGAUGGUUCUUUAAACGUCAAAGUGAUUCUCCAACAACAUCAAAAAGGAUCAUCAGAUUGUGGUCUUUUUGUUGUGGCAAAUGCUGUUAACCCUUGCUCUGUUACCUGGCUGCAGAAGAAGAUGCAAGUGCAUCUGGUCAAAUGCUUUGAAGAACAAAAAAUCGAGAUGUUUCCCCACAUUGAGAAUGCAAUGCAAACCUGCCAUUCAAAAAAUUAUAUUCUGUGAGAAUAUAGUAAUUGUAAGCAUCUAACAUAAAAAUAAUCAUGUAUCGCUUCACUUUUGCUUGCAAACUUCUACACUGUAAUUGCUCAAAUUGGAGCCCCUUGACAAAUUAUGUAUGUAUUUAUCUGUAAAUAGUAUUAAACAAAAUUAACAUUUUCUAUUUGUGAAUCAUGGACAUGGUAUUUAUUUUUACAACUAACUGGGGACAUAUAACUAAAACAGUCUAGAUAAUGUAGAAAUAAUAAAUUUACCUUAUAAAUUUUACACAGUUGUGUAGCGCGCCCGGAAGAUAAUUUGGUCGUGGUAUGUAAAUUUGAUAUUAUUAUCAUUAAACAUUUCUUUAGAAAUCUGUUGUUUUUACAGUUAGUGAACAAAGAAAUAAUUGUAUAGCAGAGCUAAAUAAAACGGGCUGGAUACGCCACUGUUACGUUCAUUGUA
Xenia sp. Carnegie-2017 is the source of this 2449-nucleotide messenger RNA. RefSeq lists its product as uncharacterized. The coding region runs from base 752 to 2014 and encodes 420 amino acids. NCBI's taxonomy places the organism in Eukaryota, Metazoa, Cnidaria, Anthozoa, Malacalcyonacea, Xeniidae. The transcript is spliced from 2 exons. The record is from RefSeq and is a predicted model, not a curated record. Gene Ontology annotation, molecular function: zinc ion binding.